Colletotrichum navitas is the source of this 939-nucleotide messenger RNA. RefSeq lists its product as uncharacterized. The record is from RefSeq and is a predicted model, not a curated record. Lineage: Eukaryota; Fungi; Ascomycota; Sordariomycetes; Glomerellales; Glomerellaceae. Bases 266 to 898 code for a protein of 210 amino acids. Gene Ontology annotation, biological process: N-acetylglucosamine metabolic process. Gene Ontology annotation, cellular component: cytoplasm. The transcript has 2 exons.
UUGACAGGCAUGGGCUUGCACCGCGUGUAGAACUUCCCAGAGCUGAUAGGCAAGCCCUGGGAAGGGGCCGAAUGAGAGAAAGCCGGACCGUUGAUCUUCCGCUGUAAGUCGCUCCAUACACCCAAAUACACCCAAUGGUGAGAUGGCUUCGCGGCACGCUUAUCUUUGCGUUGUCAACGUUCUGGUGCCGAGUGAGAACCCCCGUUCCUUCCGACCACCCAAACUUUAAUAGAAUUUUUGCGCCAUCGCAUCUGUGUCAUCCGAAAUGGGUAAUGUUCAAUUGGAGGAUGCGCCUUUCCCGCUGACCGAGGUCGACAAGUGGGUCCUCUCGCAGACGGACGAGGAGUUCAAGAAACAUAACUGGGAGGAGCUCAAGGAGAUUAUCAAGACGAACAAGCUAGAGGUCUUGAAGAGGAAGCCCUCGGACCUGCGUCGAUACAUGAAAUGGACGGCCGAGACCAAGGCCGAGUACGGCUCCAUGACCCAAUACCUUCUCGCGAACCGCCUGCCCAAGUCUUGGGGGCCGCCGCCAUUCACGCCGAAGUCCCUGAUUCCGUUCGAGGAUCCCUCGGACUACCGGGUUCUCGCUAAUGACUGGCCAUACGGACUGGAUGCGGGCAUUACCCACCUCGUUGUCUGGUCGCGCACAAUUAUCGCGACGGACCCAGACACAGGAGACAUGACACCAGAGAGCAGACACAGCGUCCGGGAAUUCGUCAAUAGAUAUUUUGUCGACAGCCUUGGAGAGGGCGGAGCGGAGCGGGUUGUCUGGUUCAAGAACUGGGUCGCCUUGCAGAGCGUUCGGGCGUUGGAGCACAUCCACGUGCUGGUGCGAGAUGUAGAUGCCGAAGUCAUCAAGAAGUGGACAGAGGAGAAGCCGUGGCAUAGACAAAACUGAAGGAGGCCAGUUUCGAUGGACGCGAUUAGAUACGUUGCCCU